AUCCCGAGACACUCAUGUGUAGAGUUUAACACAUGCUGGACAGGGUACCUGCUUGCUGGAGCCAAGGCUACAUGUUCCCUUAAUUCCAAGCCAUGAAUGAAUCCAGGUGGACUGAAUGGAGCAUCCUGAACAUGAGCAGUGGCAUUGUGAAUGUGUCUGAACGUCACUCCUGCCCACUUGGAUUUGGCUACUACAGUGCGGUGGAUGUGUGCAUCUUUGAGACCGUUGUUAUUGUCUUGCUGACAUUUCUAAUCAUUGCUGGGAAUUUAACGGUCAUCUUUGUCUUUCACUGUGCUCCACUCUUACACCAUUACACUACCAGCUAUUUUAUUCAGACAAUGGCAUAUGCUGAUCUUUUCGUUGGAGUUAGCUGCUUGGUUCCUACUCUCUCACUUCUUCACUACUCCACAGGUAUCCAUGAGUCAUUGACUUGCCAGGUUUUUGGAUAUAUCAUCUCGGUUCUAAAAAGCGUUUCUAUGGCAUGUCUUGCUUGCAUAAGCGUGGAUCGCUAUCUUGCAAUAACCAAGCCUCUUUCCUACAAUCAACUGGUCACUCCUUGUCGCCUGAGAAUUUGCAUUAUUUUAAUCUGGAUCUACUCUUGCCUCAUUUUCUUGCCUUCCUUUUUUGGCUGGGGGAAACCUGGGUACCAUGGUGACAUUUUUGAAUGGUGUGCCACCUCUUGGCUCACCAGUGCCUAUUUUACUGGCUUUAUUGUUUGUUUACUUUAUGCUCCUGCUGCCUUUGUGGUCUGCUUCACUUACUUCCACAUUUUCAAAAUUUGCCGUCAGCACACCAAAGAGAUAAAUGACCGGAGGGCCCGAUUUCCUAGCCAUGAGGUGGAUGCCUCUGGAGAGACCGGACACAGCCCUGACCGUCGCUACGCCAUGGUUUUGUUUCGGAUAACCAGUGUGUUUUACAUGCUGUGGCUCCCUUAUAUAAUUUACUUUCUUCUGGAAAGCUCCCGGGUCUUAGACAAUCCAACACUGUCCUUCCUAACAACCUGGCUUGCUAUAAGUAAUAGUUUUUGUAACUGUGUAAUAUACAGCCUUUCCAACAGUGUUUUCCGGCUAGGCCUCCGAAGACUGUCCAAGACGAUGUGCACAUCUUGUCUGUGUGUGAAGGAUCAGGAAGCACGAGACCCCAAACCUAGGAAACGGGCUAAUUCCUGCUCCAUUUGAAGAGAACUAUACAGUAAAUCCAGUGUAAUCUGACAGGGGUUUUGGAUUGUGUUCUUGAUUCUUCUAUAAUAUCUAAAUAAUUCUUCUGGAAGUUUGCCACUAGAGAAAUAUUUACUUGAAUAGUUGACUAUGAGAUGAAGGGACUAAAGAUUUCUUUUUUUUUUCCUUCUCUUUUUCCACAGUGGUGGGGGAGGGGGAGCUAGAGAAAAGAAUGUAUAGAGGGUAAUCUCAUGAGAUAACUUUAGUAUGUGAGUAUAAAUGUACAGUAAUAACAAAAUUAAGCCCUGAAGAUGAAAAAAUUAUUGAAAAAAGUAUCUCAGAGCUUCCACAGGACAUGAGCAAAGCCCCUCGGCAUCUCUGUCCUCUCUGACUGAGCUCUCUCCUCUGUCUUUGCCUCUCAUUCUGUCUGUCUGUCUCACUUUCUUUGUGUUUGUGGAAAUGACUUACAUAAAUUGCCCUUUAAAUGCUACAUAUAAUAUAUGUGGCAAAGUGCAAUUUUUUGCAUCAAAGUAUACUCUUAAAUGUACUAAUCUGCAACCCAUAAGUUGUCUCUCUAUGAAGGAUGCAUAGUAAGCAUUGUAUUUUAUUACCUGCCACAUAACCCUUUUGCUUGUGUUUUUAUAAUGUCCGCAGUGCAAAUUGUUUGCUAUAAACAAAAAGAAACAGUACUUUUGUUUCUCCUGGGUAAAAUUAUGUGUACCCAUCCCCACCCCCUUUCUAACAGCCUGCUAUUUUUUUCCUCCAUUGUUCUUGAUCUGCAUCCUUUGGUACCUUAAUCCAAAAGUGUCUUAGCUAAUGAAAGAAUCUACUAUAUAAAGCAAUCAUAAUCUUAAAUAAUCUGUUCCUUCCAACAAAGGUUCUUUGAGAUAUUGUGUUAAAUAUUUUUAACAGCUUUUGUAUACAUUUUUAUCUGGUUCCUUUCCAAUUAGCUCAUGUGCCCAAAGUAGUGUCUUUUUUGCUAUAAUAAAGCUUUGUUUUUCUUUAAGGAAAUCCACAAAUAAUUCUAAUGGAGAUUUCAGAGUAUUCACGCAGAAGUAAGGUAUUGCUCUUCAAACCACACAGCGUGUCCUCCCCGCAAUCCAGUAGACAAUAUUAACCUUUUUGUGUUAGGUCUACGAAGCUUAGUGUUGCGUCCACCAAUCAUUUGUGUGAUAUGCAUUUGCAUAUACUAUAUUUUUUACAACAAAGAAAAUGUAAAUUAUAUUAUGUGAUCUGUGCCUAAUGUUUUCUUAGCACAAUACAUAGAUCAAUGUUGCUUAACUCAUCAACAUUGGAAAAAAUAUACAAAAACUUUAAAGAGAAAAAUACUUUUGUGUAGUUGUUAUUAGAUAUUUAUAUUAGAUCAAGCUGCAUUCUUAGUACUGCUGAGAAUAUGAUAUACUUAAUUAUCAAAUACAGGUAAGAGCUGUCAGUAUUUCCUUUUGUAAUCUGUUUUCAUACGCAGAGAUUAAAUUAACUUAUUUUUUAGUGUGCUACAUGGAAUUGUAUAAUAAAUUGCCAGGGGUUUAGAUGUAGCAAAAUGGCAUUUGGGGGAAUCAGUCAGUAGUGAAGCAGGUGUGAGUGGUAAAACAUCUAAAUCUUACUUUUUUACUAUAAGUUUCCUGCCUGACAGAUAUUUUAAAGUUUAUAUCAGACUACUGAGUAUUUUUCUUCUCAGCAUUUUGAUUUAUUUGUUUUAUGAAAUGCAUUUAAUGAAAUGUGCCUAUGACUUCAAAUUGGAAGCCUAGUGUGUUUGCACACGAGUGGUUUGACUUCAGAGGUCCGUUAGUAGAAAUGUCAUCAUUUUAUUGAGGUUGUUUUGAACCUGUGUAUAUUUUUAAACAUGUAAGAAAGGUUUAAAAUAAAGAAUAAAAUAGUAUUCUACGUAUCAAAAUCAGACUUUGUUUCAGUUUCAUAAAAACACUCACUUAGAAUCAAAAUUUAAUUGUUUCACAUUUCUGUGGUUUGGGUUGUUUAUAUUAUUUCUUGCCCUGUGUUUGCCAGUGGCAUUUUGGAUAUUCAAAAUGAACCUUUUAAGUUCAGACCAGUUAAAGGAAAAACAGAUUUCAAGAAAGCAUAAUACUACUAACUUUUCAGCUGUCACAAAUAGAAUAUUCAACAUUAUAUGUAUUAUUUGGGAAUCAGAUUUUGAUUCCUUUAGUUUGGUGUGUAAAUAAAUAUAGCUCGAAAGGACUCAGUAGAUAUUCUGUAGAGAAAACUUGAGUCUGCAUUUAUUGCAUUUUCCUCUUCUGGCUUUUCCUCAUGAUAAUUAGUAACAACAAUUAUGUGUCAAGUUUUAAACACUAUGUUAAGUUUUUUUUUAAUUUUUAAAAAAUGUUUGUUUACUUUGAGAGAGAGACAGACAGAGCAUGAGCAGGGGAGAGGCAGAGAGAGAGAGAGAGAAACACAGAAUCCAAAGCAGGCUCCAGGCUCUGAGCUGUCAACGCAGAGCCCAACAUGGGGCUUGAACUCACAAACCUUGAGAUCAUGACCAGAGCUGAAGUCAGACACUCAACUGACUGAGCCACCCAGGCACCCCAACACUGUGUUAAGUUUUAUAUAUAUUUUAACUUUAAUCCUCACUACACCCCUUUCAGAUAGAUAAUGUUCUUAUUCUCAUCCUAGAGACAGGAAACUAAAGAAGGGUGAUGGACGCAAGGUCACUCAUUUCCUCCCCACAGGUUCAUUCAUAUUUAGCUGGGUUAGAGCCAAAGCCUACAUACUUAACCACUCUGCUUCACUGCUUUUCUGGGUUUUUGUUUUGUUUUGUUUUGUUUUUGUUUUCUUUCCUCAAAAGCCUUCACACCUUUGUACCUCUGUCUGUACCUUUUCCUUACAAAUUUCUCUGAGUUUUAUUCUUUUUCUUCACCUAAACAUUUUGCUGUAGUCCCUUCCAUACCUUGUGAUAUCUUUUUCCUUGAUCUUGCAAAUAUAUUUUAUUAAAACAGCAAUCUCGUAAGCCCAAGCUUGCUAGUUUAGUCUGUAAUCAAACUGAAACCCUGGGGCAUAGCAUUUCCUUGGCAUUGCCUUUAUUCAUUUUUGUUAAGUUUUUGUUGAAUAGUUUCUUCAGAUCUCUGUGAAUUUCCUGUUGAAGAAAAUAUUUUCAGGCAGGUGAGUGGAGAAGGUUUACCACAUUCUGAACAUGUUCUAUGUGCCAAGAGCCAUGCAGAGCACAUAGGCUACAUUAGCUUGUUUAGUCCUCAAAUCUAGCCCAACAGGAAGGUACAAGUCCCUGGGUUUUACUGAGGAGAAAACUGAGGACUUGGAACAUUCAGUGUCUUACCUAGGGAUAAACAGCCUCUGAAGGCCAGGAGUUCAGUCAAGGUUUCAUAUCCUGGAAAAGCAAGGGGAGCCUAUAAGGCAAGUUCUAGGUUUAGAUUUUUCAUUUAUUAUAAUGUUUCAUGUGCAACUCUCAGGCAAGCCUUGUAACUUCCUUUUGACAUAUUUUAAUGUGUGUUUAUAUAAUAAUAUAAUACUUAUUUUGAAACUACUCUGUCUUUUUAAAAUUAAUAUGUUUGAAGAAUGGAAAGCAUAACCAUUAUUCACAUCAUUAUAUUGUAUUCUGUGGUAAUUAUUCAAUUUGGUUAUAAGUGACAGCGAAACAAUAAUGCCAGAGUCUGUUACUAAGGGUUCGAUUGUCUGUGGAGCCGUUUCUGAAGUUACGUAGUAUUGGAAGUCUUUAUAACCUACUAGGGUAUGAAAUGUGGACUGAAAUCCUGGCCUUCAGAGGCUGUUUAUCCCUAG
Messenger RNA from Acinonyx jubatus (cheetah), 4901 nucleotides. RefSeq names its product G protein-coupled receptor 52 (gene GPR52). Gene Ontology annotation, cellular component: membrane. The coding region runs from base 93 to 1178 and encodes 361 amino acids. The transcript has a single exon. NCBI's taxonomy places the organism in Eukaryota, Metazoa, Chordata, Mammalia, Carnivora, Felidae. Gene Ontology annotation, molecular function: G protein-coupled receptor activity. Gene Ontology annotation, biological process: G protein-coupled receptor signaling pathway. The record is from RefSeq and is a predicted model, not a curated record.